GCGGGAGACAGCUCAUGGCCACUGGUCGAUGACAUGCCCCAAGCAACCCCCAUCUACCAACUAGAGUUCACGACGGAUAUUAUCCAUCAAUAUUUCGCUACAAACCGACAGAGCGAGAUAUGACUACAUCAAUUGUGGCUGGAUUACCCGAUCGUGAGGCGCUCGCGCUCGCGCAGCAAGCGCCGACGAUCCUACGAGCACAUCCCCGUGUCUUUUCUGCGUCGCCGCUUCAACCUCUGAUUAGCGGACCCGAAACGAGUGAAAUAUGGACAAACUACGAGAACUUGUUACUAUCAUGCCUCCGAACUGGCAACGAUAGAGCAGCGCUUGAGUGCCUAGAACGACUGACGAUGCGGUUUGGCGAAAAGGACGAACGUGUUAUGGCUCUCGAGGGAUUAGCCAAGGAAGCCAUGGCCGAAACGGAUGCCGAUUUGCAGGCCGUUCUGAAGGAUUAUGAUGAUAUCAUGAAAGAAAAUGACUCGAAUAUCCCUAUUGCCAAACGUAGGGUUGCUUUACUACGCUCAAUGGGCAGAACAGCAGAUGCAAUCGCAGCCGUCAACGCUCUUAUAGAAUACGACACCACUGAUGCAGAGGCUUGGGCCGAGGCUGCCGAUAUGUACUUGGAAGAAGGCCUCUACUCUCAAGCCAUGUUUGCUCUGGAUGAAGUGCUUGCUUUGUCUCCAAACGCAUGGAAUGUUCAUGCACGAGCAGGAGAAGUGCUGCUUAUGGCAGUUGCAUCAUCAUCAGAAGCAUCACCCGCUAGCCAACUUACAGAGGCUGUGAAGCGGUUUGCUCGUAGCGUCGAGCUCUGCGACGACUAUUUGAGAGGAUAUUACGGUCUGAAACUGGCGACCGAUAAGCUGUUGGCGUUACCCGCCAAGUCUAAGAAAACAGAUGGUGAAGGAUUUGAGGUACCGUCACCAGCCGCACUGCAGAAGCUCAACGAAUUGUCUGUGAAGAAGCUUGGAGAUAUUGUUCGCCACUAUACAGCUGGCGAUCAGAUGUGGAUGGGAUAUAAUGCCGGGGAGAUCGAAGCAGCCAAGAAGCUUCUUGAAGGUACUGCCGCCAAGGUAGUUCGAUGAUGGUUGAACACAACUUGCGGAAAGUUGGCUGCGAAGAAUUCGAUAUAUAAUCCGUUGAAAUGCUAGUGAUGGCCGUGAUUCGCACCAUGUGGAUAUUAGGUUAUGAGAAUCGGUUGACGAAUUAAACAAUACAUCACAUAUUACCAACCACGAAAGCACAUGCCCGAUUCUCUCUUGCCUGGCUUACGUCGCUCAGGCGAAGCAUAAUCUCCACCGACCUGUGGUAGCCACAGUCCGCGCCCUACUACCAGGCUGCCUCGUCGACAUGGGGUACCAAGUGAGGAUGCCGAAACGGUCUGUGCUUUUGUUACCUGGUGCUUGUUGGCGUUGGCAGCAGAAGGUGCAUUAGAAGAGCUAGUAGUAGCAUCACACGAAGAUUAAUAUAAGAUAUUAUGAAAAAGAUACCAGAUU
Messenger RNA from [Torrubiella] hemipterigena, 1493 nucleotides. The record is from the annotation of a GenBank genome assembly. Lineage: Eukaryota; Fungi; Ascomycota; Sordariomycetes; Hypocreales; Clavicipitaceae.